UGACACGGGCCAAAGUUAUCCCGGAAUAAGGACAGCACGCAUGUGCCGUAAACCCGGAUGUAGUAUUUUGCCAGUUCUUCGCCCAUUUUAUGCCCCAACACUAAAUAAUAAAAUGCGUUAUUUAACGCGUGCGGGCGUAGAGCUUCCCCGAAAGAACAGCCGAUUUGAACCGUUCUAGUCCCGGUUUGGACGUGUCGCGUGUCGGAUGGGGAGCAGAGCCGCAGUAAGACAUUUACGCCGCUGUUCAGCGUCACUUUUGUGCUUGCAUUUGGCUCGGCUUCUGAGCCACACUAUCAUUCCGUUUUGUAGCAAACUAGGCAGAUUGAGUUUUUUUCCCAGGUCUGUGGGGUGGAAGUCGUGAUUACAAAGCAUGAUAUGUGGAAAAUAACUUGAAGAUAAUCAUGCACAACCAUUAGUAUUUAAGAUGCGUGACGCGCUUUAAUACAGGUGAAUAAACUAAUUUCAGGUAGUUGGCAUUUCAUUUAUGUCAGAAGUGCAUUUAAACGCACUUUUCAGGUAUGGAUUUUCGUGGCAAAAAGUACGAAAGGGGCAGCAAUUGGUCCGAUCCAGAGGUGGUAGAGCUGCUGCAGCUGUGGGCGGACGAGUCGGUCCAAAUCGAGCUGGAGAGCUGCCUCCGGAACCAGCACGUGUUUAACCGGAUCGCCGAAGUGUUGCGGGAGAAGGGCAUCCUUCGCACGGGGGAUCAGUGCCGGGAGAAGAUCAAGAAGAUGAAGCUGGAGUACCGGCGCAUCAAGGAGCACCAGAAAACCAUGCGCGGGGGGCGGCCCUGGAAGUUCUACGAGGUCAUGGACCGGGUUCUCACCAACCGACCCUCCAUCUCUUACUCCUCCUUAGGGGGUACGGUCAUAGCCCACCAGGUUCUCCAAGGAGCCGCUGCCUCAGACGGCUUCCACCUGCACGGUCUCCCAGCAUCGGCUUUCGGAUCGCAGCCCCCGGGCUCCUUCUUAUUCGGGCAGCCGCAGAAGCAAGGUGAUCCUCUGGAGAUUAAAUGCGAGGACGCGGACUCCGAUGACUGUUUGCUGAACUCUGAUCCGCCUCCUCCAGAGCUGCUGUACCAGAUCGGCUCAGCGGAGGAAGCCGAUGCUGAGCGCAAAUCCCUAGGACUGGAACGGGAAGAGUCCGCGGACAUGGGGCGGGGAGACGGGCUCUCCCCCUCAGGUUUCAGUGACCAGAACAUGGGCGGCUCCUCGGGCACGGGAUGGUCGAUGGCCUCCUAUCCUCGAACGGGGGUGGAUGAAGAGCCUGACAGGGAAGCUUUUGAUAGGGAGCGGCCACAGGGCCGAGGAGCACCUCGCCAUCGCAAACGAAGGAGGCUGGGCCGUGGGGGAGCCGGUGGCUGCAGCCAGCGGAGGGACGCCCUGGAUUUGUCAUUGGCGCGGUUCUUGAGAUGGCAGCGGGAGGCGGAGGAGCGGCUUCUGGCCCUGGAGGAGGCGCGGCUGGAGCGUGAGGCGAAGGCGGAGGAGCGGCGGGAGCGACUGGAACAGCGGCGGGAGCGGCUGGACCGCCAGCACGAGCUCCGCCUCUUCGCAAUUUUUGCCAGCGCUCUCACCGCCACUCGGCCGGGGUCUGCUGGACCCCCUGAUCCAUUCCACCCCACCAACCAACCUACCUGGGAUGCAGAACUGCCUACCAUGGACCCAGAAAGAGCCCAGCAUAGCAUCUACCUCUCGCGGCGCGGCAGUAGCUUCCGGCAGCAAAAGAGCGUCAUCCAGGAAGGCUACGCCCUGUACCAUGCUGACAAGCACGACCCCCGACAGCAACCCUGGGGCAUCAUCAAUAUGGGCACCAGUGAGAACAAGCUGUGUUUCGAUCUGCUCUCCAAACGGCUGACGCAGGCAGACAUGCUACAUGUGGACCCUGCUCUUCUGCAGUAUCCGGACUGGAAAGGCCAUCAUUUCCUCAGAGAUGAAGUGGCCCAGUUUCUGACUCACUAUUGCAAGUCCCCGCGCCCCCUGAAAGCAGACAACGUGGUGGUGAUGAAUGGCUGUGGGUCACUGUUCUCUGCUAUUGCUGCGGUAAUCUGUGACCCUAACGACGCGAUCCUCAUCGCCACACCCUUCUAUGGCAUGAUAACCGAAGAUGUUAAGUUGUACAGCGGUGUGAAACUGGUUCAUGCACACCUGGACUGUGAGCCUGGUGGCUCUGAUCAUCGCCCCUUUCAGCUGUCGGUAGAGAAACUGGAGGAAACUCUAGGCAAGGCCCUGAGUGAGGGUGUUAAUGUUCGAGCCGUAAUACUGAUGAACCCCCACAAUCCCCUUGGAGAGAUCUACUCUGCACAAGAAAUGACAGACCUCCUAGAGUUCGCCAAGAAGCAUGAGCUGCAUGCCAUUGUGGAUGAGGUGUACAUGCUGUCCGUGUUUGACGAGUUAGCCACGUUCCCCAGUGUCCUCGGCCUCAGCAGGUUGCCAGAUGCUCAGCGAACCCACAUGCUGUGGGGCAUCAGCAAGGACUUUGCCGCGGCUGGGAUCCGGGUAGGUGUGCUGUACUCUGAGAACCGGGACAUGAUCGAAGCUCUGGACCAAGUGGCCUCCUUCCAUGGCGUCCCUGGACCCUCUCAGCACCAGGUGGCCCAACUGCUCCGGGACAGGGAAUGGAUCAGCCAAGAAUUCCUGCCGGAGAACCGAGCCAGGCUGCAGGCAGCUCACCGCUGCAUGACCGGGGAGCUGCAGAACCUGAGGCUGCCCUACCUUCACAGGACCGCUGGCUUCUUCGUCUGGGUCGACAUGAGAAAGUACCUAAGGGAGCAGACCUUCCAAGCGGAGCUGGCGCUGUGGAGAUGCUUCCUGAGGCACAAGGUGGUGGUCAGCUGUGGGCAGUCCUACCAGUGCAGCACUCCGGGCUGGUUUCGUCUCGUCUUCUCCAUUCCGGAGCCCAGCCUGCGUAUGGGGAUGGAGAGGAUUAGCGGAGCUCUGAGGGAACUGGAGCAGUCAAACAGACGAUCUGUUGAAGAGCAAGAUGUGACAGAUGGAGAAAUCUCCGCAGAGGACGAAUUGCAGGACGGAGGAAGUGAGAGUGCUGAGCACAAUGCAAAGGGUGCAGUGUCAGUAGCCCCAGCAGGAAAGGAGCAACCCAGUGAGAAUGAGGGAACGGGUCAGGAGGAUGGGUUGUCGUUGGCUGUUGAGAACUUUGUACUGAUGGACGUGCAGGCCGGCCCGCCACCGGGGAAGCUGGAUUCGCUGAUUGACACCCUGCGACAGCAGAUACGCUCAUCUGAUUGGCUAGAGAAAAACACUCCGGAAUGGUCGUCAGAAGAAGAUCCAGAGGUGUUAGAUGUUUUUAAAGAUCUGCUGGACAGAGCAAGGAAGUGAAAAAUGUGUUUUAUCCCUCUUAUGAUUUGGUAAAUCAAACUCUGAAAUUUGUUUACUUCUGGUUCCAUUUUUACAGGUUCCUCUGGAAAAUUUCCGUUAAGGCGUACAAAAUGUAUUUCAAAAACACUACUCUUAAUUCUACUUAACUGUUGUUGUCCUGCCAAAAGAAAUGCCUUAUUUUGCUGGUAAUGGGAAAAAAAAAAUUCAAACUCAAAAGUUUCAGUUAUUUACUAUAUAUGUGUUUUGUGUGUGAAUUUUCUGGGCACGUGGGGGGUGAGAGGGAGUUUGCCAUUACAGAAGGAAACUCCGAUAACAGAAACCAUGCCUGCGGUUUAUGUAAUGAGCCUACAGUCUCUCUGACUUCAAAGCUUGUGUGGGUCUUUCCUGUACGUUGAGAGGGGGAGGGACCUUUUAACAUGGGUGGGCUGAGGGCGUGCACUGGCCUCUCCGUUGUUGCGGUGAAUCACUUUGUGACGGGCCUGGCACUGUAUAAAUCCUACUAUCCCUGGAUACCUAAGACUGCAUAUGUCAGUGCUGGACCACAGCAUGUCAUUUCACAGGCCUCAUAGUGAACUUUGAGACCGUUUGCGUGGUGUAAUAUUUAGUGGGGUGUGAAAAAAAAACUUUUUUUAAAAGUGAAGGUGUCAUGUACUGCAAUGUAAAAGUUAUACUCUGCUUUUGAAAAGAUAUAUAUAAAUAAUAUGUAUAGAA
Molecule: messenger RNA, 4040 nt
Organism: Brienomyrus brachyistius
Lineage: Eukaryota; Metazoa; Chordata; Actinopteri; Osteoglossiformes; Mormyridae
Gene: accs
Product: 1-aminocyclopropane-1-carboxylate synthase homolog (Arabidopsis)(non-functional)
Exons: 15
Coding region: 519-3329 (936 amino acids)
Biological process (GO): biosynthetic process; amino acid metabolic process
Molecular function (GO): transaminase activity; pyridoxal phosphate binding
Source: RefSeq, a predicted model, not a curated record